UUGAACGAUUUCGUGUAAACCGGCUUGAUGUGUGAAUGCAAUCCCUAUUUAUCGUUUCUCGCUGUAUAGUUUUGUUCGUUCACUCGGUGUCAGGGCUGGAUUUUAGUGUGGGGCUCCAGUCGGGGGACCAUACGGACAUCCGGUUUGCUAUCGGUUUCUUGGAAUGACUAGGAAUGACCAAGCCUCUUAGUGUUAUUCUUGUGACGUGUGGCAGUCGCGGAGACAGGCUACUGUUUCGUUAUCCGUACGAGUUUGUCAGUUGGUCGUUUGAGAAGGGACAGAGCACCCAAAGGAAUCUAUUUGCUGCAGGUGAAAAUGCACAGAGUGACCAGACGAGAGUUUGUAGCUCAAAUUUGGAGUUGUCAGAAUAUCCAGAUGAUGUACUGGCUGGUUUGUUAACACCCAAAUUAGCGAUGUGUGGUCAGAAGUUCCAACUUGCAGUAGACAACCUCACAUUUGUCGGAUAUCCUUCAUUUGCACGACGAGUCGCAAAGCAAGACUCCAAUCGUUGUUGCCAGGGCGAUAACGCAAAGUCUCUGUUUCAGUUUAAUGUCGUAUUUGCAUUGCCUACUAAUGCUACUAGUUGUGUUAUUGCUGCUUAUCAUGAUUUGGUGAAACGUUUGGCUAUUGGAAUGGCCCAUGAAGAAAGAAGAUGUAGUUUUCUCAGCGAAGAAACGGCAGUCAUGUUGGCAGCGCAUGAAAGAGAAGCAGCAAGAAUUCAUGAUGAACAGACAAGAGGGGAAGCAGGAUCAUUUGUGUCUCAUAAAAGUCCUUUUGCUGUUAUUCUUGAGAAGAGUCAGUUAGCUCAACUGUUGAAGCACUUGUAUAAAAGUUUGCACGGUUUUGGUCAAGUGAGUUUGCUGAUCAACAACUGGAUUCACAUCAGCUUCAUUCUACCAUCUGUCAGAUCACCUUUGGACCUGCAACAUUCUUCUGCUGUGGGAUUUUCUAAUGCUGACUAUUUGCUAAAUUGUGAUAUCAGGCCUUAUCAUGCCAUUCUAUUAAUGGAGGAUCAGGACAGUCUUUGUUCAUCUCUUCCUGAAGACUCUUCGCCGUGUCUUAAACGUUUGAUUCAACUGUGUUCUCCUCUGAAGAGUUUACAGACUUUAUCAGGAGAUACAGACUUGUCUCUUUGUCAGGUGUUUGAGUUGACAGCCCACCUUGUGUACUGGCGUAAAGCUAUGACUAUAUAUCCUCUGUCAGAAAGCAAUGUUUAUGUGUUGGCACCUGAUGCGGAUACAUCCAGAAUGUCAGACUUGGUGAAAGAAUUUGUGCAAAAGUUUCCAGGAAUGUAUCUUCCUGUUUGGUUGUCACAAUUCUCACUGCCUACUCCACUAGGUGAACAUCAAAAUCCACUAGGAGAGAGUGAAAAACAGAAUGAGAAACUUGUGCAGAUGGUUGUAUGGAUGCUACAGCACAGAUUACUCAUUCAGCUUCACACAUAUGUCUACCUUGCACCAAUGGGUAUAAAUUUAAGCGAAGUUGAAGAGUCUCUUUCACCUAUGAGCAUGUUGGGGUCAAGGACGACUAGCUUUGCACGUAGUAGUUUCGACUCCAGUUUUAUAGACUCAGACAAAUCAAUGGCAGACAAUGCAGGAAUGUCACCGAGACAGUAUCACUAUCUGCGGAGAUUUAGUAUUGCCAGUAUGAGUGAUCACAGUAGUAUAGCUGAUGGUGACAUCGGAGAGACAGAAGAGGAUCCUUUGAUAAACUUGGAUCCAGCACUGAGAGAUGCAGUGCAUCAAGUCGAGGCAUCAAAAGAUAUCAACGACCUCAAACUGUUUGCAAGAUUGUGUGGAUAUUUUGAUGGAAAGUAUCAUCUAGAAGAAAUCAUGUAUCGCGAGAACAUCACCAGAUCUCAGCUUCUAACAGUAAUAGACAAAUUUGGAGAAGUCCUUAUAACGUGUACACACGCAGAGAUGAAUAAAUGA
Molecule: messenger RNA, 1931 nt
Organism: Corticium candelabrum
Lineage: Eukaryota; Metazoa; Porifera; Homoscleromorpha; Homosclerophorida; Plakinidae
Product: GATOR1 complex protein NPRL3-like
Exons: 16
Coding region: 174-1931 (585 amino acids)
Biological process (GO): cellular response to amino acid starvation; positive regulation of autophagy; negative regulation of TORC1 signaling
Cellular component (GO): GATOR1 complex
Source: RefSeq, a predicted model, not a curated record